UCGCUCUGGCCCAUUUCAGUGGUCUCCAUCCACACAGUGAGGAGAUCCGGUGGCCCGUCUCCUGCGCUCCACUCCAUCACCACCACCACCAUCUUUGAGAUAAAACACUGGCUUGAGGUUCUUGGAGCAGAAGCAGCAGCGGCAGUCGUAGUGGGCUGGCGCUGCAGUUGCGCUGGCACACAUUCAACGUGGGCGCACACACGGCGAGAGAGAGAGAGAGAGAGAGAGAGAGAGAGAGAGAGAGAUAUCCGCCGCCGCAUCUUGUGGAUUUCUUUGCGCUCCAGCCCGUGUUCAUGAUUCUCCCUGCUUCUCCUCGCCCACAAACACGCCAGGAGUUGAUUUCACUUCUCGGGGAAAAAUGUGGAGUCGCAGAGUUGCGGCGGUCCUGGUUUUACUUCAUCUCAUCGGGGACUCGCUGGCAGGGUUUCCAAACCAAAUCAACAUCGGUGGACUGUUCAUGCGCUCCACAGUGCAGGAGCACAGCGCCUUUAGGUUUGCUGUCCAGCUCUACAACACCAACCAGAAUGUGACAGAAAAACCGUUUCACCUCAAUUAUAAUGUUGACAACUUGGAGUCCUCGAACAGUUUCUCUGUCACACAUGCCUUCUGCUCCCAGUUCUCCCGGGGAGUCUACGCCAUCUUCGGCUUCUACGACCGCAAGUCCAUGAACACGCUGACCUCCUUCUGCGGCGCCCUGCACACUUCCUUCAUCACGCCCAGCUUCCCCAUCGACGCCGACGUGCAGUUUGUCAUCCAGAUGAGGCCCAGUUUGAGGGGCGCCAUUCUCAGCCUGCUGGACCAUUACAAGUGGGAGAGGUUCGUCUAUCUUUACGACACCGACAGAGGCUUUGCAAUCCUCCAGGCCAUAAUGGAGUCGGCUGUAGCCAAUAACUGGCAGGUGACGGCUCGCUCUGUUGGGAACGUUAACGUCUCAACGUACACACAAAUCAUCAGGGAGAUGGACAACCGACAGGAGAAACGUUUUCUCAUCGACUGUGAGGUGGAUAGGAUCGACUUAAUACUCCAGGAGGUGGUGGCCUUAGGGAAGAACACCAGGGGAUACCACUAUAUCGUAGCCAACCUGGGGAUCUCCAACACGAGUCUGGACAAGGUCUUUUCUGGUGGGGCCAACAUCACAAGCUUCCAAAUCAUCAACCCAGACAGCCCCAUCGUGCAGCAGUUCCUCCAGCGCUGGGAGCGCUUGGAUGAAAGAGAAUUUCCAGAAGCCAAAAACACUCCACUGAAGUACACAUCAGCACUGACCCAUGAUGCCAUCCUUGUGAUCGCGGAGGCCUUCCGGUAUCUUCGGCGUCAGCGAGUAGACGUGUCACGCAGAGGAAGUGCUGGUGACUGCCUCGCCAAUCCCGCUGUGCCUUGGAGCCAAGGCAUCGACAUAGAGAGGGCACUCAAAAUGGUUCAAGUACCAGGUAUGACAGGAAACAUCCAGUUUGACACAUUUGGGCGACGGUCUAAUUACACAAUUGAUGUGUACGAGAUGAAGCCCAAAGGUCCCAGGAGGAUCGGCUACUGGAAUGAGUACGAAAAAUUUGUAUAUAUUAUGGAUCAGCAGGUCACCAACGAAUCCUCUUCUGUGGAAAACCGAACAAUUGUGGUCACUACUAUUAUGGAAGCGCCGUAUGUGAUGUACAAGAAAAACUAUAUGCAGAUGGACGGCAAUGACAGAUAUGAAGGCUACUGUGUCGAUUUAGCUUCUGAAAUUGCAAAGCAUGUGGGGAUAAAAUAUAAGCUGUCGAUAGUGCCAGAUGGAAAAUACGGAGCCAGAGACCCGGACACCAAGACGUGGAACGGGAUGGUGGGUGAACUGGUUUAUGGGAGAGCUGACAUAGCCGUGGCUCCUCUCACCAUUACGUUGGUACGGGAGGAGGUGAUAGACUUCUCUAAACCCUUCAUGAGCUUGGGAAUCUCUAUUAUGAUUAAGAAGCCUCAAAAGUCCAAGCCAGGAGUGUUUUCCUUCCUGGACCCACUGGCCUAUGAGAUUUGGAUGUGCAUAGUGUUUGCCUAUAUCGGCGUGAGCGUGGUACUCUUCCUGGUGAGCCGUUUCAGCCCCUAUGAGUGGCACUUGGAUGAGAACGAUGAGGCCAAAGACCCUCAGAGCCCCCCUGACCCUCCAAACGACUUUGGGAUUUUUAAUAGCCUGUGGUUCUCCCUGGGCGCCUUCAUGCAGCAAGGAUGCGAUAUCUCACCAAGGUCUCUGUCGGGCCGUAUUGUCGGGGGAGUGUGGUGGUUCUUCACCCUCAUCAUCAUCUCUUCCUACACGGCCAACCUGGCUGCCUUCCUCACCGUGGAGAGGAUGGUCUCUCCCAUCGAGAGUGCAGAGGAUCUGGCCAAGCAGACGGAAAUCGCCUACGGCACGCUAGACUCUGGCUCAACUAAGGAGUUCUUUAGGCGCUCCAAAAUAGCCGUUUAUGAGAAAAUGUGGUCGUACAUGAAAUCGGCCGAACCCACCGUGUUUGUCAAGACGACACCGGACGGGGUCUCCCGGGUCCGGAAGUCGAAGGGCAAGUUUGCCUUUCUGCUCGAAUCCACAAUGAAUGAGUACAUAGAGCAGCGGAAGCCCUGCGACACCAUGAAAGUGGGCGGCAACCUCGACUCUAAGGGCUACGGUGUGGCCACACCUAAAAGCUCAGCAUUAAGAAAUGCUGUUAACCUGGCAGUGUUAAAACUGAAUGAGCAAGGCCUCUUGGACAAAUUGAAAAACAAAUGGUGGUACGACAAGGGAGAGUGCGGCAGCGGGGGAGGUGACUCUAAGGACAAGACAAGUGCAUUGAGCCUGAGCAACGUGGCAGGCGUCUUCUAUAUUCUGGUCGGGGGGCUCGGCUUGGCUAUGACCGUUGCUUUGAUAGAGUUCUGCUAUAAGUCACGGCAGGAAACAAAAAAACUCAAGCUGGCGAAGAAUGCCCAAAACUUUAAGCCAGCCCCUCCAGCAAACGCCCAGAAUUUUGCCACAUACCGUGAAGGCUACAACGUCUACGGGACGGAGAGUGUGAAAAUCUAACGGGUGAUUCGUAAACCCCACUGGUGCAUAAAGGAUAGAAAGAGCCACUCCGACACGUGACACGUGACCCCGUUAACCCUCCACCCCUCGAAGGUGGGCAUCCUGGAAGUGAUGCCUUCCUCGUCAUCAGCUUGGACUCAAGCCAAUAAGUCAACAAGUGCUCAUUUGGGGUUAUGAACUGUCACACUAACAGAGGGCAAUCACACACAUCUGGACUUCUGUUUGCGGGAACAUGGGAAUUGCCUCUUGUAGUGCCUUAAGGAGCAUUUUGGCGUCAUGGCAAUGCAGAACAAAUUAAAUUCACUUGAUAAACACAGAACAAAAAAACAGAAAUCCUUGGAAACGGCGGCGGUUGGAUAAGAAACGGCUUCAUGUAGAUGGACUGAUGUAAUUACUGUUUUAUAUUUUGAAGACGACACAAAAAAAAAAAGCCAUGGUUUGCAAUGAAAUCCCUGAGGUACUUAAGUAAUUUAAAUCCUUUAAAGAGAUAUUUUUGUGGUGAAACCUUAAGUUGGAUAAAUGUUAUGUUUAGUGAGGUAAAGUCAUUUUCUUGUGUUAUUAUUAUAAGGAUAUUUCCAGUGUCAGAACAUUUAGGACAAGCAUCAGUAACAAUAAUAAGGUUAAGGAUCAGUUGAACUGGCAGCAUUUUCUACCAGUUUUUUUUUUUUUACUCCAAUUUCAACACGUCAUGCUUGUGUACAUCUGAAACAGCUGGGAUGGUGUUUGUUUCAUAGCCUGCCGGACAUUCAACCUACUCUGUAGUUACUUGGAUGCUUGUUUUAAAUCAAGUACGUCAUUUGUUUAAAACUGCCACUUUUGGAAGAAAAGAAAAAAAGACAUUUCUACUGAAGAGGCCGGCUUGUUUUCACUUAGCAGCGCAUUACUGAGCUCGAAACAAUUCCCAACUCUCUAGAUGAAAAGAAAAAAAGACCCCGUUUUAUGUAACAGAGCAUUAAAGACGAUUUUAAAAGAGCCCAUGGUUUACACUUUGUACACAUUUCAGCACUGCUCUCACGUAAGUGCGGUUUCAUCCAACAGUUUUGGUAAACGGCAGUGUGCCGUAGCUUCUUUUGGUUGUGAUGAGCUUUCUGUGCGACGAAUCAAACAUUUGUACGACUAAACUCUCUGAAGUCCGUAGGGAGAGGCUGACAUUCGAAACCAUUUGCGCCUACACUUGUUUGAUAGCUCUUUCUCAUCCUUUUCAUAAAGUGCAUGUGAAUUUGGUGGUAGUUUAAUCAAAUAGCAACUCCAGACGGACCCCGGUUUAGUCGGCUCUAAAAUGACUUUUAUUCCUGUUUGAUUUUAGGGGGCUUUUUUGGGGUUAAUUUAUUGAUACCUCAACUAUGAGAGUUGCAUGUAUGGACACAACAAACCUCUGUGUAGAGGUCCUGUACAAAGGAUUUUAUUACAUUUCCUUAAUAAAAGAAGAUUUAUAUUCA
Xiphophorus hellerii (green swordtail) is the source of this 4455-nucleotide messenger RNA. RefSeq names its product glutamate receptor, ionotropic, AMPA 3a (gene gria3a). The coding region runs from base 359 to 3016 and encodes 885 amino acids. Gene Ontology annotation, cellular component: membrane. Gene Ontology annotation, molecular function: ligand-gated monoatomic ion channel activity; signaling receptor activity. Lineage: Eukaryota; Metazoa; Chordata; Actinopteri; Cyprinodontiformes; Poeciliidae. The record is from RefSeq and is a predicted model, not a curated record. The transcript has 16 exons. Gene Ontology annotation, biological process: monoatomic ion transport.